GCUAACUUCCCAGGAUUCUGUAACUCCGGAAAAACCGCUCCUUUCCCGUAUUUGGUUUCAAGUUUAAACUCUAUUUCAUCGGGCUCGCUAUCUCAAAGCCUUCCACUGCCGAGCUCUCUUUGCUCUUCCCCGAUUACAGUCUCUCUCUCCAAUCUCCAUCCACUACGGAAUCGUUCGGAGAAAGACCAUGGCGGAAAUACUCUCGUCUCUGAGGUCUUUAAUGGCUGCUCACUCUCCUCCUCUGGACGCCUUGGUCGUUCCAUCUGAAGAUUAUCAUCAGAGCGAGUAUGUGUCUGCAAGGGAUAAGAGGCGCGAAUUCGUUUCAGGUUUUACUGGAAGCGCUGGUUUGGCGCUUAUCACAAAGGAUGAGGCAAGGUUAUGGACAGAUGGGCGGUACUUUCUGCAGGCUGAGCAACAACUGAGUGAUGAAUGGACACUUAUGCGUAUGGCCGAGGAUCCUGCUGUGGAUGUCUGGAUGGCUGAGAAUCUACCAGAGGAAGCUGCUGUUGGUGUCAAUCCAUGGUGUAUAUCAGCAGACACUGCCCGCAGAUGGAAGUCUGCGUUUUCAAAGAAACAUCAGAAGCUAGUCCCAACUGCUACGGACUUGGUAGACGAGAUCUGGAAAAAUCGGCCAGCAGAUGAAGCAAAUACAGUUGUUGUCCAGCCGCUGGAGUUUACUGGUCGUUCAGUUGCAGAAAAGCUGUAUGAUUUGAGAGGGAAGUUGAAAGCUUCAAAUGCUCGUGGUAUUAUUAUUACCACCCUUGAUCAGGUUGCCUGGUUGUAUAAUAUCCGAGGAAGUGAUGUCCCCUACUGUCCAGUUGUUCAUGCAUUUGCUCUCGUAACUCUCCAGUCUGCUUUCCUUUAUGUCGACAGAAGGAAGGUGUCUUCUGAGGUAAACUCGUAUAUGGAAGAGAAUGCAAUAGAAGUCCGGGACUACACUGCAGUGAGCUCAGACGUUGCACUGCUUGCAUCUGGUCAGCUCGACUCAGUGAGUACUAUCAAUCAAAAGCCUAAGGCCGAGACAGUUGGAAAUGGUACAACUGAAGCGGAAGGGCAUGGGGUUGACCUUGUGUGGGUUGAUGCUUCCUCUUGCUCCUAUGCUUUGUAUUCAAAACUGAAUCUGGAGAAAGUGGUCCAACAACAGUCACCGUUGUCCCUUGCAAAAGCAUUGAAGAACCCAGUUGAGUUGGAUGGCUUGAGAAAGGCACACAUACGGGAUGGUGCUGCUGUCGUCCAAUAUCUUGUCUGGUUGGAUAAGCAGAUGCAAGAUAUGUAUGGGGCUUCUGGUUACUUCUUGGAAGGGGAGGCAGACAAGAAGAAAAAAGAUUUGAGAACUACAAAACUGACAGAGGUGACUGUUAGCGACAAGCUGGAGAGCUUUAGGGCAUCAAAAGAGCAUUUUAGAGGCUUGAGUUUCCCUACAAUCUCUUCAGUUGGUCCAAAUGCAGCAAUCAUCCAUUACGGGCCUCAGCCUGAAACAUGUGCUGAAGUCGACCCAGACAAGAUCUACCUGUUUGAUUCUGGAGCACAGUAUUUGGAUGGGACAACUGACAUAACCCGUACAGUACAUUUUGGCGUCCCAUCUACACACGAGAAAGCGUGCUACACUGCGGUUCUCAAGGGUCAUAUUGGUCUGGGUAAUGCGAGAUUUCCUAAUGGAACCAAUGGUCACGCCCUCGACAUUCUUGCUCGAAUUCCCUUGUGGAAGAGUGGUCUUGAUUAUCGCCACGGUACUGGCCAUGGAAUCGGAUCGUUUCUAUUUGUUCAUGAAGGUCCUCAUCAAAUCAGUUUUAGGCCAUCAGCUCGCAACGUUCCAAUCCAAGCUUCCAUGACAGUAACCGAUGAACCUGGAUACUAUGAGGAUGGCAACUUUGGGAUAAGACUGGAGAAUGUGCUUGUUGUCAACGAAGCUGAUACCAAAUUCAAUUUCGGUGACAAGGGCUACUUGGAAUUUGAGCACAUAACAUGGGCGCCGUAUCAGAGAAAGCUGAUCGAUGUCAGUCUGCUAGUCCCUGAAGAGAUCGAAUGGCUGAACACGUACCACUCGAAAUGCAACGAGAUUCUUGCACCGUAUUUGAAUGAAAACGAGAGAUCGUGGCUAAGCAAGGCUACCGAGCCUGUGUCGGUAGCUUGAGAGUUGUGGAUUGGAACGUGACUCCAUCACCAUCCCAAACCCAUUUCAUGGUGAAGACAUGGAGAAUAAGAUUAUAUGAAAACUAUGAAACAUAUGCUUUGCCUUUCGUCGUUACUAGUUUCUGUGAAUACAAAGGAACCAUAAAUUCCUUGUUGACGUAAGUGGUACAUGAAAGCAGACCAGCAACCUCGCCGUCAGGCUGGCGGUAUUUCGUGUUGCUCUCCUUAUUCCUCUGUUGACUAUCGCUAUUCCUCUCGUUAUUCCUUCUGCUCCUUACCGUCGACCUUACCAUGUUCCACAACGUCAUUUCGAAUAGAAUUAGUUGUUAAUU
This is a messenger RNA of Linum trigynum, 2465 nucleotides long. The record is from the annotation of a GenBank genome assembly. Lineage: Eukaryota; Viridiplantae; Streptophyta; Magnoliopsida; Malpighiales; Linaceae.